AUGAGCUCCUCCGACCAAGACGGUGGCGAUGAUACCCUGAAUGAGAUUCUGGCAGAUGCUUUGGACGCAGAGGACGACAGCCAGGCGGAUGUGAAUGUGGAAAGUCCUGCGGUCGGACGCCUUCAAGCUCUACAGGGUCUGCUCAGCCAAUUCGACGAUGGUGUUGAGACUGACGGGACACCAAGUCCUAAGAUGCCGCGACGGGAGAUGUCUGGACAAGCGAAAGAUGAUCUCGGUUCCAAAGAUUGUGAGGAUUCAGCCCGGGCAGCUCUCAGCAAAGACGAUCCUGAGGCAGGUCGGGCCGGAGUACUGCGCCAACAGCAAUUCCAGUUGGCCCAGAUGGAGAAGGCCUUGCAGUUGGUACGGGACGCCUCCGCAAACCCACGCGCAGAUUCCGUCGAACUGAAAGACUUCCAACUCCGCUGCCUCGGUCCAGUGAUCCCACAAGAACUGCCCGCAAACUUGACCAUGCUGUGCCUGUCUGGUAAUGCUUUCGAGAGUAUGGAGGAGCUGUCGCAGCAUCUAAAAGGUUUGCGGAACUUGCGCACUCUCGAUCUGUCUCACUGCCGCUUGAGCUCUUUGACCUGCCUCCCGAAGCUUCCGCUUGAGAAGCUCGAUGUCUCCAGCAACCUCUUAUCGUCCUCAGCAGGUAUUGCGAAAUGUGCCGGUCUGCGAGAGGUAUGUUUUGCAAAGAACCGAUUGGCGAAGACAGACCAAAUCGAAAUGCUACUGAACCUGGUGGUGCUGGACCUGUCGGAGAACCGCUUGCACUCAAAGCAGCUUCUUCGCCCGCUGACAGCUUGCUCCCGGCUUGAAUGUCUUCAGAUCCAUGGCAACCCGCUAGCCUCGCUAGCCCAGGCAAAGCACCGGGCAUGGGUGGCCAGCAUGUUUCCAGCAUUGAUUUGGUUGGACGACCAUGCGAUUCGGCCGCAGCGCCUGCGAAAGAAGGGGCAGCCAGAUCGGGACAAUCUACACCCAGACCGCAGCACUGCUGGCUCAGGCGCAGCCCUUCGCAAGGACAUCAAGGACUGCUCUGUGCGUACGGAGUACCUGGAGCAGGCCCGCAGAUAUGCGCGACCAACCAUAAGCAGCAAGAUGCAGGCCGUGCCGACUUCCCAGAGUGAGAAGGCGCACGGCCGGGCAUGUGAGCGCGAACUUGAACCCUCUGUCGAGCGAGUCGAGCGAGCCGAGCGCAAGAUCCAGAGGACCUCUGCACCACGCUCUGGGGCUUUCGCACCUGCAGCCAGACCUCAGAGGAGCAGUUCGCAGCCAUGCCCAUUCUUGCACAGAAGCUCGGAUGACAAACGUGUUUCAGCAUUUCCGGCAGAGCCGCAGCUGCGCGACACCCACAUUCAUGAUGCACGUCCCCGCGACGCCGGCAACACAACUACGACCGAGCCACAGCAGUUGCAGAACCUUACGAAGGACACCCGGUGCGCGGCAGUUUCAGCUUCGAUGGGCAUGCAGUCACGGCACUCCUCUUUGUGCCGUGAGCUCAUCGAGGAGAAGCGAAGGCUAUUGCAGCAAAUCAGCGCGAAACUGGGGGAAGGUGUGGCCACGGCAAUGUCAGCGAGACCCAUGCCUGUGGUGAACAAUAGUGUGCGGGCUGUCCCGCAACAUGAAGACCCUGGGGAGAUUAGGUCUCUUUGCGAGAGCCUGCGCAAAGACAUCCAGCGAAAGAGGCUGCUGAUCAAACAGACUAAGCAGAUCUGA
Molecule: messenger RNA, 1713 nt
Organism: Symbiodinium natans
Lineage: Eukaryota; Dinophyceae; Suessiales; Symbiodiniaceae
Source: the annotation of a GenBank genome assembly